CGGUACCUCGGGACAGCCCGUUUUCACAGUCGCGCUGCAGACAGCCGAUGCCGUCCGGCCAUAUUGGCGCGGUGAUGUCAUCUGCGCACGCAGCUCAGCUCAGGUCUGUAACGGCGUCUCGGAUGCAACUUCAGACGUUACUUCGGUCAAGUGAAAUAAAGUGCUAAAAAGUUGAAUCAACGAAAUGAACAGAUCUCUGGGCGCAAUAUGUUCCAUCUGAAAAUGCUUGGUUACGGAUGUGAGAGCAUCGAUGAAUAUUGCGUGUGUGUAGACUGUUGGCUACGUAAUUCGGAAUUUCAGGGAGAAUUGAAAUUGGAAAAAUUAAAGUUGGAUGAAAAGUCAAAAAUACAUUUAUGGGGCAGUUUUCCUCUUCAACCAACGAGUGAACCAGAAACUAAAUUAUUGAUACUUGACUAUGCAUCGUUUAAUGAAAAUGCAGAGACAAUGGGUAAUAAUGUAGCAGUAGCUUGCAGUGGCUAUAUGAUUAAUACAAAUACUUAUGAAGCAUAUCGUCAAAUAAAGCCAGAAGAAUUUAUUGAUACUAUGGGUAAAUGUAUUACAGACAGUAUCAUAGAUGGCACAGCUUUACAAGAGCCCUGGCGACUUUCAGUAUUCUUAGUGCUCGCGCAUUCUGAUCUCAAGAAAUAUCAGUUUUAUUACUGGGUUGCACAUCCAACACCUUUCUCUCUGCCAGAGAUUUACUUGACCGAGCCAUUAAAACUAGCAUCUAGUGAAUUUACAACUGACCAAAUAAAUAAAUUACAUAAGGGAUUCCUUCAGCUAGAUGCAAGAUCAAAGAAUUUCUUCUCAGUAUUUGUGUCUGACAAAAGUGAUUUAAGCAUUGCUAACUUAUCGAAAGGAGUGGAAUAUGUAAGAUCGAGUACUGAUAAAAAAGGAGAUUCAAAACAGGCAAAAAAUGAAGUAUAUUUUGCGUUCUACGAUCCUUGCACAAGUGCAGAACCUGGAUGGCCCUUGCGAAAUCUGCUGUGCCUGUUGCUGUUCCAUUGCACUACAUUUUGCCUUACACAAAAUAUUAAAAUCUUGUCUAUGAGAUGUGAUAGAAUGCAAACGACUGCUGUUGUAUAUACACUUAGAAUCAAAGAACACACAGAUGUGGAAGCUAUGAAGAAAGCUAUUGUUGAAGGUCAUUUGGUGGGUUGGGAAACUGGUGCACAUGGAAAAAUGGCUCCUAUGAUCGCGAAAUUAUCUAACGUUAUGGAUCCGACUAAACUAGCAGAAAGAGCGAUCGAUUUGAAUCUAAAAUUGAUGAAAUGGCGCCUUGUCCCUGAUCUAGACUUACAAAAGAUCAGUGGUCUACGAUGUCUUCUGUUGGGCGCCGGUACAUUAGGAUGUUCUGUGGCGAGGAUACUCCUUGGCUGGGGUAUUAAUAAUAUUACGCUCGUAGAUAAUUCCACUGUUUCGUACAACAACACAGUUCGUCAAAGCCUGUAUACGCACAAAGAUGCGGUGCAACGUCGAUAUAAGGCUCACGCCGCGAAAGAUGCUUUACUUAGGAUACGUCCUAACAUGGACGUGGAAGGUGUCGUUUUGCAUAUUCCUAUGCCUGGACACGUGGUCGGUCAAAGUAUGAUGGAGAAGACCGAGGAAGCUGUGAAUAAAUUGCAAGAACUCGUGCAGUCCCACGACGUGGUGUUUUUGCUUCUGGAUUCACGAGAAGCCAGGUGGCUGCCCACUCUUUUGUGCGCCACGAUGAAUAAGAUAGCUAUCAAUGCCGCUUUGGGAUUCGAUUCAUACACAGUACAGCGGCAUGGUACGCGCGAUGUUUCCGUUCCUCCUUCAUCCAACAUUUUGUUAGUGCAAUAUCCUGAAGGGCAGGAUCUCGGUUGUUAUUUUUGUAAUGAUGUUACUCAACCCGGAAAUUCGCAAUCGGACAGGACACUUGAUCAACAAUGCACUGUUACUCGACCGGGAUUGUCACAAAUCGCCGCGGGCUUGGCGGUCGAACUGCUUAUGGCAGUAACACAACAUCCUCAAGGAAUUUCAGCUAGAGCACUUACAAGUAACAAUACAGAUGAACAUAUAGAGAACAAAGAUAAUCCGUUAAUAGGAAUAUUGGGUGGUGUACCUCACACGAUACGUGGCUCACUUUGGGGUAAUGAUAUGAAACUGACGGUCACAUAUCGAUUUGCAUCCUGCACGGCAUGUUCUGUACCUUUGAUCAAAGAGUAUCAACAACGAGGCUUUGCUUUUGUACUUGAUGCUUGUAACGUAUCGAACUACCUCGAGAAAUUGUCAGGACUCGAAGAGAUAUUAAAAAGACCAGAUCUAGACGAGUUGUGUAAGGAAAUGGAUACUACAAGUGAAGACGAAGAAGCAUUUUUUGAGACAAUUUAAACAACACAAUGUAAGCGAAAAUGCGUAGAAUGCACAGGCGAAGCACAUAAACUUUAUACUCAAAUUAUUUGCACUGCGUUUGUACAUACAAAUGAUACAUGCUGUUCGUAUAUAAAAUGUGAAGAAGAAUAAUACUGAAAUGGUUUAAUCAAAAUACAUUCUGUAGAAUUCUACUACUACUACGAGUCAGUAUAUUUUGUACAUCUGUGAUGUGUAGUUUUCUUAUUAACACUGA
Molecule: messenger RNA, 2590 nt
Organism: Harpegnathos saltator (Jerdon's jumping ant)
Lineage: Eukaryota; Metazoa; Arthropoda; Insecta; Hymenoptera; Formicidae
Gene: Atg7
Product: Autophagy-related 7
Exons: 10
Coding region: 208-2355 (715 amino acids)
Biological process (GO): cellular response to nitrogen starvation; C-terminal protein lipidation; piecemeal microautophagy of the nucleus
Cellular component (GO): phagophore assembly site; cytoplasm
Molecular function (GO): Atg12 activating enzyme activity; Atg8 activating enzyme activity
Source: RefSeq, a predicted model, not a curated record